AUGAGCCACAUCUACGGCAGCCACCUCUCCCCCAUGGGCAGCCCCUCCAUGCUCUAUCUCCCAGCUGCCUUGAGCUUCGCCCCCAGCGGUGCCAUUUCCCGGCAGGACCCCCCGCAGAAACCCCCUUACAGCUACAUCGCUCUCAUCGCCAUGGCUAUCAAAGAAGCUCCGGAGCAGAAGGUGACCCUCAGCGGCAUCUACCAGUUCAUCAUGGACCGCUUCCCCUUCUACCACGACAACAAGCAGGGCUGGCAGAACAGCAUCCGUCACAACCUGUCCCUCAACGACUGCUUCGUCAAGGUGCCGCGAGAGAAGGGACGGCCCGGUAAGGGCAGUUACUGGACCUUGGACCCCCGAUGCCUGGACAUGUUCGAGAACGGCAACUACCGCCGGAGGAAGAGGAAGCCCAAAGCCCCGGGGCCACCGGAGGUGAAGAGCAGCGUUCCCCCCGCAGACGGGGAGCAACCGGGGCCAGCUGCUCGCCCGGACGAGCCCAAAAGGGCCAAGGGGAGCAUUGGGGAGGACUCGGGGGAUGGGGGUGUUCCCAGACCGGGUGAGGAAGGGGAAGCGGCUCCCCGCGGGGGUCCAACCCGCUGCGGCGUUGCCUCGGCUCCCCCCACAGCCGACGCCGCCUCACCGCACAAGAGCGCUGCGCGGGGCAGGAGCUUCAGCAUCGAGAGCAUCCUCGCCCAGGGGCUGAGGCAGAACCCCGCCGGGGCAGCCCCUAAGGCGGCCCAGGAGAGCCCCGUGGGUUGCCUUAGCAGUUCCCUGGUCGCCAGUGGUGGCUUCGGCCCUGCCCUCAAUGCCUCCCUGAUGCUCGACUCCCAGGUACAUGGGAGGUUUUACCACAUCGGCAUCCCGUUCCUCUCCUGCUUCCCUCUCCACUUCUCCGAGACUCUACUUAAUUUCCAAUAG
Molecule: messenger RNA, 915 nt
Organism: Indicator indicator
Lineage: Eukaryota; Metazoa; Chordata; Aves; Piciformes; Indicatoridae
Gene: FOXL1
Product: forkhead box L1
Exons: 1
Coding region: 1-915 (304 amino acids)
Biological process (GO): cell differentiation; regulation of transcription by RNA polymerase II; anatomical structure morphogenesis
Molecular function (GO): DNA-binding transcription factor activity, RNA polymerase II-specific; RNA polymerase II cis-regulatory region sequence-specific DNA binding
Source: RefSeq, a predicted model, not a curated record